AUGAAUCGGGGAAAAACAUUUUCCCAGAGUUGUGAAGCAUCUCACUACGUUUAAAGGAAGACCUCUCAACGGACUUGCGCGUGUCAAGGGCUGGACCCUGAAACUUGUGGUGCUUCAUUUUCCUUUGGUUGCUCCUGGAGCAUGUACUACAAUGGUUGUAAGUUUGCCAGAAGCAAGAUUCCAAGAAAGUUUAAGCUGAUGGGGGAUGACCCAAAAGAGGAAGAAAAACUAGAAUCCAAUUUGCAGAAUCUGUCAACCCUGAUGGCACCUACCUACAAGAAGCUUGCACCUGAUGCAUAUAACAACCAGAUCGAGUACGAGCACAGAGCACCCGAGUGUCGCCUGGGUUUGAAAGAAGGUCGCCCGUUCUCAGGGGUCACUGCUUGCCUGGAUUUUUGCGCUCACGCUCACAGGGACUUGCACAACAUGCAGAACGGGAGUACGUUGGUUUGCACACUAACUAGGGAAGACAAUCGUGAAAUUGGCCAAACACCAGAAGAUGAGCAGCUCCACGUGCUCCCGUUAUACAAAGUCUCUGAUGUGGAUGAGUUUGGAAGCACUGAGGGCCAGGAGGAGAAGAAGAGGAAUGGCAGCAUUCAGGUCCUUACCUCCUUUCGCCGAAAAGUAAGGAUGUUAGCAGAGCCCGUUAAGACCUGUCGGCAAAGGAAGCUAGAAGCAAAGAAAGCAGCUGCAGAAAAACUUUCCUCCUUGGAGAAUGGGCCUAGCAAAGCUGAAAGAGAGAAGUCUGCUGCAGCACGCAACAAGCAAGGCAACUCUGAGGCCGCGGGUCAUGCAAAGCAGCUAGCAGAUCUUUUACGUCUUUCAGGACCAGCCACACAACAACAGCAGCAGCAACAUCCACAGCGCACUCUCCCUAACAACCCUCAGUCAAAUCCUAUCAACUCAUACUCGGGUUCAGGUUCUGCAAAUCUCUAUGUAAGGUUGCCUAAUCCAGCCAAUGCUUAUCCAAGCUCUUCAUACACUUCAGAUCCCUACGGAGGGUCCAGUCCCAUGAGCCUCUAUACAACCUCAUCACAGCCUGCGGGGUCUUAUUUGAAUUCUUCCAGUCCCAUGAACCCUUAUUCAGGAUCGUUAAGUCAAAACAACCAAUAUCCAGCCUACCAAUGCAAUGGAAGCAUACCUAUGGACAACUGCCCCUCUUACUUGGGCUCCUACCCUUCCCAGCAUCAGCACGUGGACUUGUAUAGUUGCCAGAGCCAAGACCGUAUGUCUAAACUCAGUCUACCACCCAUUCAAACGUUAUACCAGCAUAGAUUUGGGAAUAACCAGAGUUUUGGUCCCAAGUACUUGAAUUAUGGAAACCAAAAUAUGCAGGUAGACUCCUUCAAUAAUUGCACCAUUAGACCAAAUGUACACCACGUAGGGUCUUUUUCUUCUUACUCCACCCAUGAAGCUGAUGGCCAUUUUAUGGAGGUUGCCUCAAGGUUAAAAUCUGAUCUGAGUAAUCCGAGCAUGGAUUAUGCCUCCAUGAGUAAAAGCAGUGAACAUCACUACAUGCAACCCCCUCCACAUUUAGCACACGACUACCAUUCUGCUCCAAGUAUGUUUAGUGGCCGUCCUAAUUCACUGCAUCUCCAAAAUAAGGAUAGCGAAAUGAUCUCACACGCAGUUAAUGGUUUGUCUAACAUGCUUCCAGGUCAAAACCAUGAUAGGACUACUCCCCAGGGUGGUUUAGAUAAAACCGACGUGCUGAAUCCAGAAAAAGCAGAGGAUCCCGAUGAAGUCUGGUCAGAUAGCGAGCAGAGCUUUCUGGAUCCAGAAAUUGGAGGAGUGGCAGUUGCUCCAUCUCACGGGUCAAUUCUCAUAGAGUGUGCAAAACGUGAGCUCCACGCAACAACUCCCUUAAAAAACCCCAACAGAAACCAUCCCACCAGAAUAUCCCUUGUCUUUUACCAGCACAAGAGCAUGAACGAGCCAAAACAUGGUCUGGCUCUGUGGGAGGCAAAGAUGGCUGAGAAGGCAAGAGAGAAAGAAGAGGAAUGUGAAAAGUACGGUCCGGACUACGUGCCUCAGAAAUCUUACGGCAAAAAAGCCAAGCGGGAGCCUGCUGAGCCACACGAACCCUCUGAGCCAACCUACGUGCGCUUCAUCAAGUCUCUUGCACAAAGGACACUGUCGGUCACCACAGACUCCACAGUAACUACAUCUCCAUAUGCCUUUACACGGGUGACAGGGCCUUACAACCGAUAUAUCUAACUUCACACCUUUGUUGGUUACCUCAUUUGAAAAAAACACCUUGUUGGUAGGGCAGUAGUUCUUUAGGUUUGGGGGAAGGCAAGGGUGGAGAAGAAAACAGUGUUUUGACGAAACCCGUCAGUGGAAAAAGCCUCAGCACACCAGCAAAAGAGGUCAUCUUGCUAGCGCACUUAUUUUCCACUGAUCUUUAAGUGGCCACAGAUGGCACAUAGGAAACAAGACCAAAGCAUCCUAUGCAAAAAAAAAAAA
This is a messenger RNA of Merops nubicus (carmine bee-eater), 2466 nucleotides long. Its product is annotated as methylcytosine dioxygenase TET2-like. Gene Ontology annotation, cellular component: nucleus. Gene Ontology annotation, molecular function: DNA 5-methylcytosine dioxygenase activity. The transcript has 6 exons. Gene Ontology annotation, biological process: myeloid cell differentiation; oxidative demethylation; positive regulation of transcription by RNA polymerase II. The record is from RefSeq and is a predicted model, not a curated record. NCBI's taxonomy places the organism in Eukaryota, Metazoa, Chordata, Aves, Coraciiformes, Meropidae.